GUGACCUUAGAUUCUCUCAACAUGCUGUCCGUGGCACUGCUCUACAUUUUGGCUGUGGUCUUUUCCGCAACUCGUGCUUUACCAUUAUAUCCAGAGACAGUGCUGACACCACAGGAAGACCUCCUUCAGAAACUGGUGGCAGAAGUGGAGGAAGGCCAGAGCGAUGACCUGAGUGAACAAAGAGACGUCAAAACCGUCUUUCCUGUCCUGCUGCAGAGGGAAAGAGAGAGAGACUCCUGGCCUAAAGAAACAAAGGAAACUCUACAGCAAGCGAAAAUGAACAACAUGGUGGACGACUUAAAAGCAGCCGUGUUGAAACUGGCGGCAGCUGAUAACCUGCGCUCUCAAGGCUUUCUGAGGUCGGAGCAGAACUUACCCAAACCCAACAAGAGAGCCUGUUUCUGGAAGUACUGCGUAACAAAUUAAGAGUUGAUCCCUUCGGAAUUACAGAGGAACAGCCCACUCCACCCAUUCUGUACAAACAUCAUUGUUUAUCGUCUCCAUUAAAUACCAAUCCAACAGCCUCUGUAACAAUGUGUAUAGAAAUUUACACAGCACAGUAACU
Messenger RNA from Colossoma macropomum (tambaqui), 565 nucleotides. It is a transcript of the gene urp1, whose product is annotated as urotensin-related peptide 1. The record is from RefSeq and is a predicted model, not a curated record. Gene Ontology annotation, cellular component: extracellular region. Gene Ontology annotation, molecular function: hormone activity. The transcript is spliced from 5 exons. Gene Ontology annotation, biological process: blood vessel diameter maintenance; regulation of blood pressure. Bases 22 to 426 code for a protein of 134 amino acids. NCBI's taxonomy places the organism in Eukaryota, Metazoa, Chordata, Actinopteri, Characiformes, Serrasalmidae.